Phoenix dactylifera (date palm) is the source of this 3245-nucleotide messenger RNA. Its product is annotated as mitochondrial carrier protein MTM1. Gene Ontology annotation, biological process: mitochondrial transmembrane transport. Gene Ontology annotation, cellular component: mitochondrion. Lineage: Eukaryota; Viridiplantae; Streptophyta; Magnoliopsida; Arecales; Arecaceae. The record is from RefSeq and is a predicted model, not a curated record.
CAAACCGGCCCCAGGUUUUCUUCACCCCCAAGUUUACCAUCCACUGGUAUUUGAAACGGCUAGGCCCAAGUUUACAAUCCACUGGAAUUUGGAAGCGGCGCCCGCUGCCUUUUAAUCACGCUGAGGCGGGACUUGGGAUGCUGAGACCACUCCCCAAUCUGUUCACCCCAUUUCUCUUCGAUCGCCUAGAGUUUUCUUGGAUCUCAUCUCUUCUCUGAUUCUCUCUUCUUCGCCGCCCUUCCGUCGUCUAGUCUUUAAUCAUGGAGUCAUCGACGACGCCCGAACCCGUCUGCGCGAAGGAAGCCCUGGAUCUGCUCAACUGCACCAUCGAAUCGCCCUUCGAUCGGGAGAAAUGCCUCCGCUUCUUGGACGCCCUGCGGAAUUGCGUGCUCGAAAAGAAAGUGAAGAAGUUUUCAUUGGCUGGACAGAGCCAUGCAGCGGAAUUUCCCAAAAGCAAGGAGAACCGCUGAAUAUCCCUGAUAGGACCAACAGUAGAAAAUCUUGCAUUUUUCUCCCUGACUGAUUUUGUUGCCAUAUUAUGAGCGUUGGUUGAGGUGCAUUGGUGGGUUUGUCGCAACCAAAGGGAAAAUAAAGAGAAAUUUUGUAAUUGUACAAGUAAUUUGCUUACUACUACAAAUCUCUUUCUUCUGACUUAUUUCAGUUAGUUCUUUUUUUCGAUCAUGAAGAUAUUGCUGUCUAUGCAGCAAUAGCUCUGGAACUUGGAUACCGUGCAAUGCUUGUUAAUGAUUUUGGUUUAGGGCAUCAGUUGUGAAUUUUGGUUGUUAUUUUUCUGUAUUUUUCUAAAUUGAGGUGAUAAUGUUCAAACAUAUGGUCUUGGAAGGUGAUCAUCCUAACUGUUGAUCUUUUAUUCGUCAUCUUCUUUUUGUAAAGAAAAGGUAUUUUUUUCCCCUCUUUUUUGAUAAACAAACAUGUAGUCUUUUAAGGGUUUGUUUGGAUGUCUGGCAACUUGAUGUCAAUUGCCUCAGAUUCCCUAAUGAUAUUGGAAUUUACUUAAAAAAUGGGUUCAGUGUGUUGAUGAUCUUAUGUUUGUUUAGGUAUUUUGUAAUGAUUAGUAAUGCAUAUGAUUAGUUAAAACAUGAAUGAGAAUUUGUCUGGGGAGUGAAACAUAAACUGUGGCUCAUAUCAGAAAGGUCCUCGAUGCAAGUGGCGGACCGUCUGCCAACCAAGAGCUCCUCUAUGGGUUGCCCUUGUCUAUUGAUGCAAUGGCAUGCCGGCACUAGGAGGCGGAUCAGGAUAGGUGUCAUAAAGUCGUAUUGGAGAGCUAAGCCGGUCCCCAUUCGCCUAGUUGUCCGACUCUCCAGAGGCACAGGGUCAUCUCGAAGUUAACCCGUAUCUGAUUUACUUCCAAAAAGAGCAAGGUCCCCGAGAAGAAGAGACGUCAUAAAUCUUGCAUUCUUUUCUUUCUUCCUCCUCCCUCCCUCUCUCAUUGUACCGCUUGGUAGGUCCAACACUAUAGUUGUGCCGCCAGAAGCCACGCCCGCCUUCGCCCCCUUCCUUCUCCCAGAUCCUUCCACGACUCCUCUCCAUGCCUCGUUCACAAAAGAUUAGCUAGGCUCUCAAUUAACAACAAAAUAUUCCCUCCUAGCGCGUUCAGAGAAAGCGGAGAAAAAAAAUUCUCAAACCGCACCAAGAACUUUAUUUGUGUGCGGAGUCCGAGGGUUCCCAUAUUCGCCUCCCUCCUCCCUUUCUGUUCUUUCUGGUUCGAAACGUAAGCCCUUUCUCUGUCUCUCUUUUUUUCAAUUUUUGAUUAGCUUGGUACUGUGAAGCAGUUGAUGAAUCAGCGGACAUGCCGACAUCCGAGGCCUCGUCUUCCUCCUUUUCCUCGUCGUCCCCUUACCGCUUGUCGUCCUCCGACGCCGACCUGGGCUUCGGCGAGCGAGCCUUCUCCGCUGCUGGAGCUGCCGUCCUCUCCGCGAUCCUCGUGAAUCCUCUCGAUGUCGCUAAGACAAGAUUGCAGGCACAAGCAGCUGGAGUACCGUAUGAUCUUUCACAACAACAUGCUAUUAGGUGUUACCCAUCAUGCAACCCAGGUGGAAUCCAUGGUUCAGGGUCUGUUUGUCCUCCUGACUGUUUUCAGUACAGGGGAACACUGGAUGUAUUCUACAAGGUCAUUAGACAGGUGGGGAUAUAUUUACCAUGUUAUGAUAUAUUGCGCAAUUGGAUUGAAGAGUUUACAACACACAGUUCUCCUAACUUAACACCUUAUGCUCCCCUAGUUGCUGGCUCGAUUUCACGCUCACUAGCAUGCCUAGCAUGUUCUCCCAUUGAGCUGGCAAGGACACGCAUGCAGGCAUUUAAAGAAUCUCGAACUGGAGCGAGGCCACCCGGGAUGUGGAGAACUUUACUUGGCGUCCUUUCACCACACAGAAGUACAAAUUACAUUGGGAACUUGCAAGGUUAUCGUGUGCUAUGGACGGGUGUGGGAGCACAACUUGCCCGUGAUGUUCCUUUUUCUGCUAUUUGCUGGUCAACUCUUGAGCCGACAAGAAGAAGCUUACUUGGCCUAGUUGGCGAGGAAGGGAAUGCAGCUAGUGUUCUGGGGGCCAACUUCUUAGCAGGUUUUGUUGCAGGUAGUCUUGCUGCCGCUGCUACCUGUCCUCUCGAUGUAGCAAAAACACGAUGUCAGAUAGAAAAGGAUCCUGCAAAGGUGCUGAAAAUGACCACAAGGCAAACACUAGCUGAGAUUUGGAGGAAGGAAGGAGUGAAGGGACUUUUUACAGGUGUACGGCCGCGUGUUGGGCGUGCAGGCCCAUCUGUUGGAAUUGUUGUAUCUUUCUAUGAAAUUGUCAAGCAUGUCCUGCAUAGAAGACAUUCAAACUCGUGAGAAGAAGAGCCGGCUAUCUGUGGAAACUCCGACUUCCCUAACCCAGCAGCCCCCAAGGGGCUGUUCCUUGAUGAAGACAGAUGCGCUAAAGAUUUUGGAGAUGGUCGUGAUAUCCCAUGAAUAUCAUGGUGGAGCAUCCUUGCAUACUACUAGGUUUGGUAGGUUUGGGUACGUUUCACAAUUUCAGCAACAAGGAACAGGCAAAAUUGUUUAAUGGGAAACUGCUGGUGGCUCUCCAUGCUGGAUGACCGAUGUAUAGAUUUUAAAGAUCAAAUCACCCAAGGCAUUGGAGCGAGCGAAUGCCCUAGCUUGUAUAUCCCAACUAAACUAGGUAAUUAAUUGAAGUAGUUUGAUAUGGCUCAAGGUGGUCUGACAGAUGUCUGUUCUCAUCUUCUUAGCU